UCGCUAGCCGUCGCCUGCGCACCGCGUGCGCGGCACCAGUUUUCCAUUGGAAAAAAUCUGUCGCGCGUCGCGGCGACCAGCGGAAAAAACUGUGCUUUUUUUUGUUUCACUCACACACCCCCUUUUCUCUCUCGCGUUCCCACAGUGAUGGAUAAAUUGUGCUGAAAAGUGUAGUGUUUCCCGGCUCACCCUCGCUCUGAAAACUAUCGGAUCCACUAUGGAGUCGUCACUCGUGUCGGCCCCAUGGCUAUCGGCAAUCAUUUUCCUCUGCUUCUUCCUUUCGACUCACACGCUCAAUAUUAAGAUUCACGAGCACAUGACGGCAGACGAACUACGAAACGUGUUUCAUGUGGAGCACCAAACCUCAGUCCCUGAUUACCACUUAGUCAGCCUCACCCACCACUUAGCAAGGCGGCACAUCCCUUCUGGCCACUCCUCCAACACCCAUUCCCUCAACCCUGGAAAGAUUCCCCACGAGAAGACAGCCUCAAAACCAUGGAAGACCGAGACCAGUCCACCCUCGCUUUUAAACGACGAAAUGUUCGUCAAAGCUAAGGAAUACAUCAAAGACGUGGAUAUAAUUGGUGAUCUCAACAACACAGUCAGUUUAGAAUUCGGUGUGUCAAAUUCUAGUGAAGUUAGUGAUGUUAGUGAUAAGGAACACGUGGUGGAAGACCAGGAUGAUGACGUGCAUAAGAUUGAAAUGGAAGCGUUUGGGAAGAAAUUAAAUUUGGUGCUCAAGAAGCAGGAAGGUCUGUUCAAGAAGGAAGGCCUGAAGAUGUGGAAGGUGCUCACGAACGAGACGCAGCCUCAUGGCGUCGAUUAUGAGGAGAUGACUUCGGAUGGUGAAGAGGACCUUGGCGAGCUUUACCAAGAUGAAGAAAACGGCGCUGCACUACUCAUCAGAAGGCACCCCAAGCACGGACGACUCAUGGUGGAAGGCUCGAUCGGCCACUCGCUGGUGAUCCGGCCGCUGCCGGACUCGGUGGCGGCGCCGGCGCAGGACGACGAGAUGUUCAUGGACCCGGCGAGCAUGGCCGACAUGGUGUCCAUCGACACAGGACGGCCUAUCAUGUCGAGGAACAAGGAGGACCAGGAGAGGCUCAGGCAGGCUCUGAACGGCGCCCACCACGUCAUCAUCAAGAGGGAUCCUUCCCAAGAGGAGCAUGACCACCUCAGUGACUAUGCAUUCAUGGAGCCAGACCACCUGGGCAAGCGGUUCAGGAGGAAACGAUCCACCGAAAGCCACUCGCGGCGGAAACGGGACGCCCCGUAUGUGAUCUACCCGGAGAUCCUGGUCAUUGUCGAUUAUGAUGGGUACAGAUUACACGGAGGCGACAACGUGCAAAUCAAGCGCUACUUCGUGUCGUUCUGGAACGGCGUCGACCUCCGGUACAAACUGUUGAAAGGGCCCAGGAUAAGGAUAUCCAUCGCUGGGAUUAUUAUAUCCAGGGGAAGAGACGCAACGCCCUACCUCGAGAAGAACCGCGUCGGCCGCGAUGCCAUAGACUCGGCUGCUGCGCUCACUGACAUGGGCAAGUAUCUAUUCCGGGAGCGACGGCUGCCCGUGUACGACAUUGCUGUUGCAAUCACCAAACUAGACAUGUGCAGGAGACAAUACGCGAACGAUGCGUGCAAUAGAGGGACGGCAGGGUUCGCCUACGUGGGUGGGGCCUGUGUAGUGAACAAGCGACUGGAGAAGGUCAACUCUGUGGCCAUCAUUGAAGACACCGGUGGCUUCUCUGGCAUCAUUGUGGCGGCGCACGAAGUCGGUCACUUACUAGGCGCAGUACAUGACGGCAGCCCCCCACCUUCCUACCUCGGCGGUCCUGGAGCGGAGAAGUGCCGCUGGGAGGACGGCUUCAUCAUGUCAGACCUCAGGCACACGGAGAAAGGAUUCCGUUGGUCGCCCUGCAGUGUGCAGAGCUUCCAUCAUUUCUUGAACGGCGACACAGCAACGUGUUUAUACAACUCACCGCAUGAAGACGACUCACUGCCACGCGUGCUACCUGGAAGACUGCUCACCCUGGACGCCCAGUGCCGAAAGGAUAGAGGUACCAGCGCGUGUUUCAAAGACGAGCGCGUGUGCGCUCAGCUGUUCUGCUUCGACUCGGCCUCCGGGUACUGCGUGGCCUACCGCCCCGCCGCCGAAGGCUCGCCCUGCGGGGACGGACAGUACUGCAUAAACGGGCGAUGUAUAACAGAACACGAGAACAUAAUCCCGGACUACUCGCAGCACACGCCGAGCUACGUUCGACCGGAGACAAGCCCGUUCUACGGGAACGUUACUAGCUACGAAGCCACCACACAGCCUUACGUGCCUAGCACUACACCACCCAUAUACCAAAGGCAUUACUACGACACGCAAACAACAACAACUACAACAACAACAACGACAGAAAGAUUCUUCACAACCAGAAAAUCGUUCUUCACUGAGAGGACCACCGUCUCGCCAAGCACAUACCCACCAUCAAUAAAUAAAUACUCAGUUUCAACGACAAGGAGUCCGUACGAUUUCAAAGACUUUUACACGCGGACGACUAAGUCGACGCCGAAAUCGGAACAAAAACAUGGCUUUUACAGCAAAGACGAGUUCGACAGAUUCUUUAAAUCGACCACAAAAAGUCCGCACUCUGACAAAGAAAUCAAAUCCAUAUUCAAAUUCGGCACAUACUACUCGCAACCGAAAUCGAGUGACAACUCGAUAAGGCCAGAUGCUAAUUCGCAGCAAGUACAAAUCGAACCGGCGAGACUGGUGUUCUCGUAUCAGAGGAACUUGACGACGGGCGAGCUUCAGAAGUAGACGAAUUUAGCACUUAUUGCAGCCGCCACUAGAUUAAUGAGCGGUAAAGCAUAAAGACUGUCCCGCGGCCGCCAUACGGCGCCGCUACCGAGCGAGACGCGCGGCCCACAACGAAUAGCUUUACUAUCCACGCGGUAACGUCGAGUACCACGCUGUAACAUCGAAUAACCGCGCCGUAACACAAGUUUCUGCGCUGUAACAUCGAGUACCCGCGCGGUAACGUUACUUCUGCGCUGGAAUGUCCUGUAUCCGCGCGGUAACAUCGAGUACCCGCGUGGUAACAUCGACCAUCGACACGGUAACAUCGAGUACUGCGCUGUAACAUUGUGUAUCCGCGCGGUAACAUCGAGCUACCAUCCAGACGGUAACUUGUCAGUUGCCGCGGUAACCGGGUGUUACUAUCCAGUCGGUAGCCGGGUGUGAUCGUUACUGUAAUCGCAACGAAUUUUUGUGAUAACGAAUAUCAAAUAAGAGCGAGCAGAUUGCCCUUUGCUCGCUCUUAUUUCAGUAACUUGCGGUCGUCGCGCAGUGAAUGUGGUGUCUGACGAACAUUGGUGUCAGCGCCCGAGAGUGAUAUCAUGUGAUUGUGUUACUAUUAAUGAACCAUAAGCAGUAGGAUUAGUGUACUGAAGAGUGAUCCGAAUAUCCAGUUUGGAAAUAGAAAUACUCCUUAGCCUACGAUUUGUCGUUAGAACGAUUGUAAAGAUAGCGUUCAAUAAAAGAAACUGCCACGAAGUGCCUUUUAUACAGUAAUUGUUAAGAAUAAAGUAGGUUUAUUUUUUGUUUGUUUAAAAAUCGACUAGAGCGACUGGUUCGCGACCCUCAGAACAAUAUUUAGUUGUAUUUUUUUUUCUCUAAUUUUAUAAGUAAUUUUACACUUUUUGUGAAACUUUGGAUUUAUUUUAUCAAGAAAUUUGAUAGCCCUUGUUGUAAUUUAAGCCUGUUUUUAAUUUCUAAAACUAUUUAUGUGACAUAGAUCUUUAAUUAUAAAGUUACCAAUAGAAUAAAAAUAAAAUGCAAUUAUUUUUCCUGUGUAGACUUCUCGGUGUUGAGAAUAACAGUGACUUAACUAUACAUCACUUGCCGUUAACUAUUUAUUAUGUUCAAACUAUUUAUGUAUAAAUCAAAACUUAUUAUCAUCACGAAUUGUCUAAAUUUUAAGAAAAAAAUAUAAAAUAAGAAAAAUUG
This is a messenger RNA of Ostrinia nubilalis (European corn borer), 3991 nucleotides long. It is a transcript of the gene Adamts-like, whose product is annotated as A disintegrin and metalloproteinase with thrombospondin motifs like. NCBI's taxonomy places the organism in Eukaryota, Metazoa, Arthropoda, Insecta, Lepidoptera, Crambidae. Gene Ontology annotation, biological process: proteolysis. Bases 218 to 2803 code for a protein of 861 amino acids. The transcript is spliced from 17 exons. Gene Ontology annotation, molecular function: metalloendopeptidase activity. The record is from RefSeq and is a predicted model, not a curated record.